GGUUGGAGCUUGCGCAAUUUGUUUUCCACGGCCCUAGCUGCUGGCAGUGGCUGUAUGCUGUUUGUUGUGUUUACAUUAAGGAAGAGAAAGAAAGAAUUUCCCAAGUUAUUGUAACACCGUGGCUGUCGCAUGAGGUUACUGGGUGAGCCCCUCCCUGCCAUGAGAGCGGACCACCAGGUCACCAGCCCCCCCUCCUUCUGCAGUUGAUGGAUCUGCAGCUGGUGCAGAGAUGACAGACAGCGUCAGGGCUUUCCUCCGCGAUGUUGCGACGGGGAUCAAGGACUCCAUAUUGGGGAUUGGAACAAUCUCCAAGCUGGAUGCUCGUAUCCAGCAGAAAAGGGAAGAGCAGCGGAGGAGAAGGGCCAGUGGGGCCCUGGCACAGAGACGGGCACAGAGUGAGGAGCGCAAACCGGACAAUGAACCCAAAGUAGCCAGCAGGAUUUUUCAAUGCUGUGCCUGGAAUGGAGGAGUGUUCUGGCUUAGUCUGUUUCUCUUUUACCGGGUGUUUAUUCCACUCCUGCAGGCUCUCACGGCAAAAAUCAUUGGUGACCCCUCCCUCCAUGGCAGUGUGUGGUCCUGGUUAGAGUUCAUCCUGACGUCCGUCUUCAGUGCUCUCUGGGUCCUCCCCUUGUUUGUCCUCAGCAAGAUCGUCAAUGCCAUCUGGUUCCAGGACAUAGCUGACCUUGCAUUUGAAGUGUCUGGCUGUAAAGCUCAGCCAUUCCCCAGCGUCAGUAAGAUCAUCGCAGACAUGCUUUUUAACCUCCUCCUCCAGGCGCUCUUCCUCAUUCAGGGUAUGAUCGUUAGUCUCUUCCCCAUCGAUGCCAUUGGACAGAUGGUUAGCCUCCUCCACAUGUCUCUGCUCUACUCCCUGUACUGCUUUGAGUAUCGCUGGUUCAACCAUGAUCUGGAAUCUUCUGCUCUGUUUUUAAUGGUUUUUAAAUGUUAUCUUUGUUUCCUAUGCAGCGGUUGCUUGUUCUCCAUCCUUUUCCCUCUGUUCAUCAUCAGUGCUAAUGAGGCAAAGACACCAACCAAGCUGUACCACUUCCAACUGCGUCUCUUCUCCCUGGUCGUGCUGAUCAGCAACAAGCUUUUCCACAAGACUGUCCACCUGCAGUCGUCACUGACGUCAUCUGCCUCCACAGAGAGGCUGUCAACACCUCACACCUCCCCGACCCGCCAGAGGCUGCUGCCCACCCAGUGAAGGAGAUAGGAUAGUCACCAACAAGCGGUUU
Molecule: messenger RNA, 1232 nt
Organism: Neolamprologus brichardi
Lineage: Eukaryota; Metazoa; Chordata; Actinopteri; Cichliformes; Cichlidae
Source: RefSeq, a predicted model, not a curated record